This is a messenger RNA of Epithele typhae, 972 nucleotides long. RefSeq names its product Extradiol aromatic ring-opening dioxygenase. The coding region runs from base 1 to 972 and encodes 323 amino acids. NCBI's taxonomy places the organism in Eukaryota, Fungi, Basidiomycota, Agaricomycetes, Polyporales, Epitheliaceae. The transcript has 5 exons. Gene Ontology annotation, molecular function: ferrous iron binding; oxidoreductase activity, acting on single donors with incorporation of molecular oxygen; zinc ion binding. The record is from RefSeq and is a predicted model, not a curated record.
AUGUCAACUACAAACGGAUCCACCGCCGUCGUCUUCCCCAAGACCCGGGACGAAUGGCGCGAGGCCUUGGACAAGCUUCCUGCGACUCCUGGAAAAAUACCUGCGUUCUUCUUCGCGCACGGCUCGCCCAUUCUCAUCAGCGACGAGAGUCGAGGCAAGCAGAUGGGCGCAAUGUGGGAGUUUAACGGCCCCAAGGGCCCUCUCGCGGCGUUCUUGAAGGAUUUCGGUCCGAUGCUGCUCAAGAAAUACCAGCCAAAAGGCAUCGUGGUGUUCAGCGCUCACUGGGAUACCAUGGGCGAACGUCUCGUGUCGGACUACGGAGACGAGAAUCCUCUGUUCAUGGACUACUACGGAUUUCCACCGAGCCUAUACCAGCUUCAAUUCAAAUCGCGAGGUGAUUCUGCUCUGUCGCAGCGCGUCGUUGAGGCCUUGAAGAAGGCUGGUAUCCAGGCUCGUACUACUCUGAAGACGGAGCCCCGGGGUAUGGAUGGUCUGGGGAAGAAGAGCCCGGGGUUUGACCACGGCGUAUUCGUGCCGUUUAGGCUCAUGUUUGGCGACGAAUUUAUGGACGUCCCCAUCGUGGAGGUCUCCAUGGAUGGCACACUGGACCCCGAGAAGAACUGGGCACUCGGUGAAGCUGUCCAGGACCUUAGGCGCGAAGGCGUCCUCGUUCUUUCUGGGGGACUGCUGGUUCAUAACCUGCGCGACUGGGAGACGUUUGUCGAGCAUACUGCACCAGAUGUCGUGACAUCCUUCUACCAAGCGAUCUUGAGCGCUGUGGCGAUCAAGGAUCCCGCUCAGCGGAAGAAGGCGAUGCUCGACCUGGUGAACCACCCGGGUUUCCGCCAGGCGCACCCGCACGAGGACCAUUUCAUCCCGCUGUAUGUAGCUGCAGGCGCCGGAGGAAAGGAUGCGGAUGUUAGGAUCCUGGCGGCACAUUACGGCCAGCCGACGUUCGCAUUCGACCCUUGA